Messenger RNA from Fusarium coffeatum, 1419 nucleotides. RefSeq lists its product as uncharacterized. The transcript has a single exon. Gene Ontology annotation, biological process: pyrimidine ribonucleotide biosynthetic process; 'de novo' pyrimidine nucleobase biosynthetic process. The record is from RefSeq and is a predicted model, not a curated record. Lineage: Eukaryota; Fungi; Ascomycota; Sordariomycetes; Hypocreales; Nectriaceae. The coding region runs from base 1 to 1419 and encodes 472 amino acids. Gene Ontology annotation, molecular function: dihydroorotate dehydrogenase activity. Gene Ontology annotation, cellular component: cytoplasm; mitochondrial inner membrane.
AUGUCUGCCGCUCUCUUCAGAUCACGAGCUGCCGUCUCAGGCACCCGAAUUGCCUCAUCCGCCCGCCCUGCUCUCCCCAAGUCAAACGUCGUUCAGCGCCGCAACGCUUCGUCUUCUUCUUCCGCCGGUGACGGAGCUGGUCUCAGACUCGCUCUUUACGGCAGUGUAGCUGCUGCUGCUCUUUACGGCUCUUACCUCUACGCUACCGAUACUCGAGCUUUCUUCCACCGAUGGGUCGUUCCCCCGCUGCUGCGCUGGGCAUACCCCGAUGCUGAGGAUGCCCACCAUGCUGGUACCACAGCGCUGAAGGUGCUCCAUGAACUCAACCUCAACCCCCGCGAGCGCGAUACUACUCUCAACUCCCCCGACCUGGCCGUCAACGUCUUUGGAACCGAAGUGCAGAACCCAAUCGCUAUCUCCGCUGGUCUUGACAAGGACGGUGAGAUCGCAGAUGCGCUGUUUGAUCUUGGAGCUGGUAUUGUCGAGAUUGGUGGCUGCACACCCCUCCCUCAGGAGGGCAACCCUAAGCCUCGAGUGUUCCGUGUCCGUAGCCUCGAUGGCAUGGUCAACCGAUACGGUUUGAACUCCCGCGGAGCUGACGAUAUGGCCAUUCGAUUGAGGGACCGACUUCGACGAUAUGCCCGAUCUCUUGGACUUACUGAGAAGGAUGUUCUGAACGGAAACGCCAAGGUUCCUCCUGGAAGUCUGCGAGAGGGCCGACUUCUGGCUGUUCAGAUCGCCAAGAACAAGGAGACAGACGAGCGGGAUGAGAAGGCCAUUGCUGAAGACUACGUCUAUUGUGUGCGAAGACUCGCUCGCUACGCCGACGUCCUGGUCGUCAAUGUCAGCAGCCCUAACACUCCUGGUCUUCGUGAUCUCCAAGCCACUGAGCCCCUGACACGGCUCCUGAGCGCCGUUGUUGAGGAGGCUGCUAAGACCGACCGACAGCAAAGGCCUAAGGUCAUGGUCAAGGUUUCUCCCGAUGAGGAUGAGGACACACAGAUGGAGGGUAUUGUCGAGGCUGUUCACCGAAGUGGAGUCGAUGGAGUUAUUGUUGGAAACACCACCAAGCGACGAGACGGCGUCAUCCCCCCUGGUAUUAAGCUUACCACUCAGGAGCGACAAAACCUCAUGGAGACGGGUGGUUACUCGGGCCCUGCCAUGUACAGCCGCACACUCGACCUCGUUGGCCGUUACCGCAAGAUGCUAGACAAGCACUCUUUCAAGGCCAGCCUCGGCGCCAAGGGUGGUGCUCAAAAGGUCAUCUUCGCCACAGGAGGUAUCACCAACGGCGAACAAGCACGACAGAUCCUUAACGCUGGUGCAAGCGUAGCGAUGGUCUACACAGGAAUGACAUAUGGUGGUGCCGGUACCGUCACUAGGAUUAAGCAGGAGCUAAAAGAUGGAGUGAAGAGUUAG